CCACCAGCUGUUCUCUCUCUCUCCGCGCCAAGCCAAAACGAAAUAUCUGUUAGCAAUAUAUCUUAAUAUCUUCCCCAAACUUGAACCAAACCAACUGAGCUGACUGAGGCUAUGGUUUCCUCACCAACGCUGGCCUUUACCUCAUCAACCUUAAUACUACACUCACCAGACCCAUCUACUAAGGUAUGCAAAUGCAAAACCUUCUUUAUUUCUUGUUCUUCAAAUUCUGCUACUUCUACUUCUACUACUACUACUGAUACUACAAGCACUGGUUCUGACCCAGUGACUAUUAAUAAUGACAAUAGGAGUAAUGGUAACACUAACACUCAGAAAUUUAGCUAUAGCAGAGCCUCUCCAUCAGCGAGAUGGCCCCACUUGAAACUCACUGAAACUUACCAAUCUUCUCAGACCCAAUUCACAUUUCCAUCUCCUCCUCUGACCCAUGUUGUCGAGGAUGCUGGUCUGUCUGUAAAAACCUCGGAUUCUGGGACAAAAGAGGAAACCCAGAAUGGGAAUGAUGGUGUAGAAUCAGAAUCUUUGAAUAUGAAUGAUGAAACCCAACAAGUGUUGGGGAGGCCUAGCAAGACUAAGUUUAAGAAAAUGACUAAAUUGGCCCUUAGGAGAGCUAAAGAUUGGAGGGAGAGAGUGCAAUUCUUGACUGAUAGGAUUUUAGGAUUGAAAUCUGAGGAGUUUGUGGCUGAUGUGUUGGAUGACCGGAAGGUUCAGAUGACUCCCACUGAUUUUUGCUUUGUGGUGAAAUGGGUGGGCCGGUCGAACUGGCAACGUGCAUUGGAGGUGUACGAGUGGUUGAAUUUGCGACAUUGGUUCUCCCCGAAUGCACGGAUGCUUGCCACCAUCUUGUCGAUUCUUGGAAAGGCUAACCAAGAAGCCUUGGCUGUGGAGAUUUUUGCCAGGACAGAGUCUGCGGUGGGUGAUACUGUCCAAGUGUACAAUGCCAUGAUGGGUGUGUAUGCGAGGACUGGGAGGUUCAAUAAGGUUCAAGAACUGCUUGAUUUAAUGCGCGAAAGAGGGUGCGAGCCAGACCUUGUGAGUUUCAAUACUUUGAUUAAUGCCCGUCUGAAGUCGGGUGCUAUGGUGCCUAACUUGGCUGUUGAUCUUUUGAAUGAGGUAAGGAGGUCAGGACUUAGGCCGGAUAUAAUAACUUACAAUACUCUUAUUAGUGCUUGUUCACGUGAAUCAAAUUUGGAGGAGGCUGUGAAGGUUUACGAUGAUAUGGAGGAACAUAAUUGCCAGCCUGAUUUAUGGACUUAUAAUGCUAUGAUUUCAGUGUAUGGGAGAUGCGGACUGUCUAGCAAAGCUAUGCAGCUAUUUAACGAUUUGGAGUCAAAAGGGUUUUUGGCUGAUGCGGUGACGUAUAAUUCUUUGUUAUAUGCUUUUGCAAGAGAAGGGAAUGUGGAGAAGGUGAAGGAGGUUUGGGAAGAAAUGAUAAAAAUGGGGUUUGGUAAAGAUGAGAUGACAUACAAUACUGUAAUCCACAUGUAUGGGAAGCAGGGCCGACAUGAUUUAGCAUUGCAGCUUUACAAGGACAUGAAAUUGUCAGUUCGAAAUCCUGAUGCGAUUACAUACACUGUUUUGAUUGAUUCACUUGGGAAAGCAAGUAAGAUAAUGGAAGCUGCAAAUGUGAUGUCAGAGAUGUUGGAUGCAGGAGUUAAACCCACUUUGCGGACUUAUAGUGCUUUAAUUUGUGGGUAUGCAAAAGUUGGGAUGCGGGCAGAGGCUGAAGAGACAUUUGAUUGCAUGCUUAGGUCUGGGAUUAGGGCUGAUCAUCUAGCAUACUCAGUUAUGUUGGAUAUCCUACUGCGGUUCAAUGAUACAAAGAAGGCAAUGGUGGUGUAUCGGGAAAUGGUGUGUGAUGGCUUCACGCCUGAUCAUGCCCUUUAUGAGUUCAUGCUCCGAGUAUUUGUGAGGGAAAACAAUUUGGAAGGUAUUGAAAAAGUGAUGAGAGAUAUGGAAGAAAUAUGUGGUAUGAAUCCACAAGUUAUUUCUUCCAUUCUUGUUAAGGGGGGAUGCUAUGACCAUGCUGCUAAAAUGUUGAGAUUGGCCAUCAGCAAUGGCUAUGAACUGGAACGUGAGAAUUUGGUAUCUAUCUUGAGUUCAUAUAGUUCGUCCGGAAGGCACUUAGAAGCACGUGAAUUGCUUGAAUUCUUGAGAGAACAUGCUCCUGGCUCAAAGCAACUGUUAACUGAAGCAUUGGUUGUCAUACUUAGCAAGGCUCACCAAUUGGAUGCUGCCUUGAAGGAAUACACUAAUACUAGGGAAUUUGGUUCAUUUAGUGGAAGUUCUAUCUUGUAUGAAACCCUGAUUCAAGGCUGUGAAGAAAAUGAACUCUAUGGUGAAGCUUCUCAACUUUUCUCUGACAUGAGAUUCUUUGGUGUUGAACCAUCUGAAAAUCUUUACCAAAUUAUGGUACUCAUAUAUUGUAAAAUGGGCUUCCCUGAGACUGCCCACCAUUUAAUUGAUCAGGCUGAAAUGAAAGGUAUUUUGUUUGAAAAUGUCUCAAUGUACGUUGAUGUUAUUGAUGCCUAUGGGAAAUUGAAGCUAUGGCAGAAAUCAGAAAGCUUGGUGGGAAAUCUUAGGCAAAAAUGUACAACAGUGGAUAGGAAGGUUUGGAAUGCUUUAAUUCAAGCUUAUGCCGCAAGUGGUUGCUAUGAGCGAGCCCGGGCUAUUUUUAAUACAAUGAUGAGAGAUGGCCCUUCCCCAACUGUAGAUUCUAUAAAUGGUCUAUUGAGAGCUUUAGUUGUUGAUGGGAGAUUGAAAGAGCUUUAUGUGGUAAUCCAGGAGUUGCAAGAUAUUGGUUUUAAGAUAAGCAAAAGUUCUAUUCUUUUGAUGCUUGAAGCAUUCACUCAAGCUGGAGAUAUUUUUGAGGUGAUGAAAAUAUAUCAUGGAAUGAAGGCUGCUGGUUAUUUUCCCACCAUGCAUCUUUACAGGAUUAUGAUUGGUUUGUUGUGCAAGGUAAAGCGAGUGAGGGAUGUUGAGGCCAUGGUAUCUGAAAUGGAAGAGGCAGGAUUUAAACCUGAUCUUUCAAUAUGGAAUUCUAUUCUUAAGUUAUAUGCAGGAAUUGAGGAUUUCAAAAAGACUGCUCAAGUGUACCAGCGAAUCCAAGAAGCUGGACUUAAUCCAGAUGAGGAUACUUACAAUACUUUGAUUAUAAUGUACUGUAGGGAUCAUAGACCAGAAGAAGGUUUGUCACUGAUGCAAAAAAUGAGAACGCUGAGCCUGGAACCUAAGUUAGACACAUACAAAAGCCUGAUUGCAGCAUUUGGUAAGCAGCAGCUGUUGGAACAAGCUGAGGAACUUUUUGAAGAGUUAAGGUCAAAUGGAUCUAAAUUGGAUCGUUCCUUUUAUCAUAUAAUGAUGAAAAUGUUUAGAAAUACUGGAAACCAUUCCAAAGCGGAAAAGCUAUUGGGCAUGAUGAAAGAGGCAGGAAUAGAACCCACCAUUGCCACAAUGCAUCUGCUUAUGGUUUCUUAUGGCAGCUCUGGACAGCCUCAGGAAGCUGAAAAAGUGCUUAACAAUUUGAAAGUAAGUGGCUUAAAUCUUGAUACACUACCAUACAGUUCAGUCAUUGAUGCUUAUCUCAAGAAUGGUGAUUAUAAUGCUGGAAUACAAAAGCUCAUGGAGAUGAAGGAAGGUGGUUUGGAGCCAGACCAUAGAGUAUGGACAUGCUUCAUUAGGGCUGCAAGCUUGUGCAAGCAGACAAGUGAGAUGCUUAUCCUCUUAAAUGCACUCCGGGAUGCUGGGUUUGAUCUUCCCAUCAGGCUUCUGACAGAAAGAUCUGAGUCACUUGUUUCAGAGGUAGACCAGUGUCUAGAGAAACUAGAACCCAUGGAAGACAAUGCAGCCUUUAAUUUUGUCAAUGCUUUGGGGAACCUAUUGUGGGCAUUUGAACUCCGGGCUACAGCUUCAUGGGUUUUCCAAUUGGCGAUCAAGAGGAGCAUCUAUCACCAUGACGUGUUCAGAGUAGCUGAAAAGGACUGGAAGGCUGAUUUUAGAAAGUUGUCUGCUGGUUCAGCUCUUGUUGGUCUUACUUUAUGGCUUGACCAUAUGCAGGAUGCAUCAUUGCAGGGUUGUCCAGAGUCUCCAAAAUCAGUUGUUCUGAUUACAGGGAUGGCAGAGUAUAACAUGGUUUCCCUAAAUAGCACAUUGAUGGCUUGCCUUUGGGAGAUGGGGUCCCCUUUUCUGCCUUGUAAAACACGAAGUGGGCUCCUCAUAGCUAAGGCACACUCCCUUAGGAUGUGGUUAAAGGACUCCCCAUUUUGUUUGGACCUUGAGUUGAAAGAUGCCGCAUCUCUCCCUGAAUCAAACUCCAUGCAGCUCAUUGAAGGAUGCUUCAUUAGACGUGGCCUUGUUCCUGCAUUCAAGGACAUAACUGAGAGACUUGGACUAGUGAGGCCCAAGAAGUUUGCCAGAUUAGCUUUGCUAUCUGAUGACAGAAGAGAUAAAGCUAUUCGAGCUGACAUAGAAGGGGGGAAAGCGAAGCUGGAAAAAAUGAAGAGCAAGUUUGCGCUUAGUAGAAAGGGGAAGACCAAGAAGCCUAGAAAUGGGAAAUAUUUUCGUAGAGCUAUGCUGCCAAACAUUGAAAGAUGAUUUAUACCAGGUUUAAUCUAAAAUACACUGUCAUAUGUCUAUAGUUUAUGGUCUGGGGAAGUCCCAAAAAAUCAAUUAAUCUGUGUUCAACC
Messenger RNA from Quercus robur (English oak), 4700 nucleotides. Its product is annotated as pentatricopeptide repeat-containing protein At3g18110, chloroplastic. Lineage: Eukaryota; Viridiplantae; Streptophyta; Magnoliopsida; Fagales; Fagaceae. Bases 112 to 4608 code for a protein of 1498 amino acids. The record is from RefSeq and is a predicted model, not a curated record. The transcript is spliced from 4 exons. Gene Ontology annotation, molecular function: protein binding.